Messenger RNA from Mesorhabditis spiculigera, 741 nucleotides. NCBI's taxonomy places the organism in Eukaryota, Metazoa, Nematoda, Chromadorea, Rhabditida, Rhabditidae. The record is from the annotation of a GenBank genome assembly.
AUGGCUGCCCCCGUAGACGCCCCAUGGGCCGUCGUCCCCUCAUCUGCGUUGGUGGCUGCCGGGCCGUAUGGAGCCGCUGCGGGCCCGUAUUCAACCCCGUGGCGUUUCUCAUUGCCCGUACACGAUCAUGGCCAUACUGGCAUCAACCAACUGGGUGGAGUGUUCGUUAAUGGACGACCGUUGCCGGAUGCUAUCCGGAAUCGAAUUAUCGAUCUGGCCCAUCAGGGCGUUCGACCGUGCGAUAUCUCGCGGCAGCUACGGGUGAGCCACGGCUGCGUCAGCAAGAUUCUCGGCCGAUUCUACGAGACUGGCUCGAUACGACCAGGAGUCAUCGGCGGAUCGAAGCCCAAAGUGGCCACACCUCGCGUCGUCGAUUGUAUCACGGCCUAUAAACGGAAUAACCCGACAAUGUUCGCCUGGGAGAUCCGGGAGCGGUUAUUGCAGGAGCGAAUUUGCGAUGCGGAAAAUGUGCCUUCGGUCUCGUCGAUCAACCGAAUAGUUCGAAAUAAAGGCCCUGUUCCGAUGGCCAACCAUCAACAGAAUGGAUCACCGGGGGCACAGAACAUUCCACCUUCCUCAAUUCAACAGCAACCUUCAUCAAUUCCCCUCCAACUUCCGCCCUCGGCUUUUCACACGCCCUAUUCGAUCAACGGGCUGCUUGGCUUUGAUAAGGACUGGCUGAGCCGGGCGCAGGAGUCGCAGUUGGCGCACGAGACCGCUUGCGAUCUACUGUACCGGUCU